GCCAUGUCCUGCUCUCUCUAGCUCGUGUUCUUCUCAAACUAACAUUUUCACUUUCCCAAAAAACCCCUCGAAAAAAAGGAAAAGACCUCAUUACCCUUCCCAAACGCUCUUGGCAGCCUCGUCCUCCCAAAUCGCUCUUUUCUCCAUCUUCCGAUUAUUAUAGAAAUCGCCGAUUCCUGUAGGAAAAAAAAAAAAGGAAAAUCCCCUAUCUUAUUCCCGCGUUUUCUCUUGCAACUCCUGCCGUCUGAUCAUGGUAGUCCGCCACCACCGUCCAGAUCCCAGGGGGUGGGUCCCGACCUUCCUCUCAUCCUACCGCACCAUCCUCACGGUUCUCUGGACCGCCGGAUUCGCCCUGAUCUACAUCUGGCAGACUGCCAUCGUCGGUGGUGGCCGCAGCGGGCUGCUGGCCUUCCAUAAGCGGGCCCCACCGAGGCCUUGCCCGCUGCUGCGGCCGGUUGCAUUCAACCUGACUGACUUUGGCGGGGUCGGUGAUGGGGUGACGCUGAACACUGCAGCAUUUGAGCGGGCCAUUGCUGCAAUCGCGAGGCUGGGGAGGAAGGGCGGCGGGCAGCUCAACGUGCAGGCCGGCGUCUACCUCACGGCGCCUUUCAAUCUGACCAGCCACAUGACACUGUUCCUCGCAGAGGAUGCUGUUAUACUCGGGAUCGAGGAUGAGAAGUACUGGCCGCUGAUGCCUCCAUUGCCGUCAUAUGGAUAUGGGAGGGAGCAUCCUGGCCCUCGAUAUGGGAGUCUCAUCCAUGGUCAAAAUCUAAAUGAUGUUGUUAUAACAGGAUACAACGGUACUAUAGAUGGACAAGGUCAAGCAUGGUGGAGAAAGCACCGGCAAAGAGUUCUAAAACACACUAGGGGCCCACUUGUGCAGAUCAUGUGGUCAAGCAAUAUCCACAUCUCCAACAUAACUCUGCGCAAUUCUCCUUUUUGGACGCUCCAUCCCUUUGACUGCAAGAACAUAAUGGUCUCACACGUUACCAUCUUGGCCCCGCUGAAUGAUGCUCCAAACACUGAUGGAAUAGAUCCCGAUUCAUGUGAGAACAUGGUGAUAGAGGACUGUUAUAUAAGUGUUGGGGAUGAUGGAAUUGCGAUAAAGAGUGGUUGGGAUCAGUAUGGAAUUGCUUAUGGCCGGCCGUCUUCUAACAUUCAUAUUCGGAAUCUUGUUGUUCAAUCUACGGUGAGUGCUGGGUUAUCGAUAGGCAGUGAAAUGUCUGGCGGUGUCUCGAACAUCACAGUGGAGAACCUCCUUGUGUGGGACUCAAAACGUGCAGUGCGGAUCAAAACUAGCCCUGGUAGAGGAGGCUACGUCCGGCAUAUCUCCUUCCGGAACCUGACUUUCAGCAAUACGCGUGUGGGAAUCAUCAUCAAGACCGACUACAAUGAACACCCUGACGAGGGAUAUGACCCCAAGAUUCUUCCGAUCCUUGAGGACAUAAGCUUCGAUGGGGUCCAUGGUAGUGGGGUCCGUGUGCCUGUCCGUAUCCACGGCAGUGAGGAGAUCCCCGUGAAGAACAUUAGCUUCCGUGGCAUGUUUGUUGGGAUAUCGUACAAGAAGAAGCACAUAUUCCAGUGCUCUCACGUUUAUGGGCGGGUGGUCGGGGGAAUUUUCCCGGCACCGUGUGACAAUCUUGACCGCUACGACGAGCAAGGACAGCUUGUUAAGCGAGGGACAUUGGCAAACACGACUGAUGUCGAUGACGAUGAUGCUUGAGAAUCACCAUCCUUCGAAAUUGUAUUUUUCACGGCUUAUGUUUUGGAGCAAUGACAUCAGGUUGCUUCUAUAUCAGAGGCUUUCAGGAGGUAUGGUGCCUUCCAAUUUGAAUUCCGGUGCGUCCACUCCCUCUUUUUUGUACAUAGAAAUUUUAUUCAAUCGAUUAUAUCUCAUGCAAUUGUAGAAUACACAUACAAUCGAGAUUUGGUUUUCUGC
Messenger RNA from Magnolia sinica, 1939 nucleotides. RefSeq names its product probable polygalacturonase. The coding region runs from base 251 to 1723 and encodes 490 amino acids. Gene Ontology annotation, molecular function: polygalacturonase activity. Gene Ontology annotation, biological process: carbohydrate metabolic process. The record is from RefSeq and is a predicted model, not a curated record. Lineage: Eukaryota; Viridiplantae; Streptophyta; Magnoliopsida; Magnoliales; Magnoliaceae. The transcript has 5 exons.